GAUACGAUUCACCGGCUCGUUGCGAUUUCAGAUUUCGGAUCAUCGCAGUCUGGUUAAUGAAUAUGACGUACACCUGUACACUGUGGGCUGCGAGAGCCAGCAUUCUUCUAUCUAUCCUGCGUAUCUGCCCAUUUGUUGGGCUAGCGCACGUCUUGUACGCCUCCCUCUCAUUCUUUGUGAUUAGCUGGACGGUCUCCCUUGUUACGAAGUGCGCUAUCUGUGCGCGAGACCGUACGUGGGAGCACCAUGCUCCUGUGCUUUGCCCAUUAGGCGCUCCUACCGCGAUUAUUGAGCUGACCGCCGGCGUGGUCUCGGACACCGUCCUAAUAUCCGCUCCUAUAUAUAUGUUACGGGGAAUUCGCCUGCCGCAUCGUACGAAACGGCUCAUUCUCGUCACAUUUUCCAUGGCUGUCUGCAACUCCUUCGCCAGUCUUGCGCACAUUCUACACUUAUUGCCGCCGGUUACACCCAACAUCACCCUCAGUGCGCCAAUUACGGCGUCAAUCCAAACUUCGGUUACACUCAUUGUCGCAAACUUGCUUGUUGUAGUGACCUUUGUCAACCGUGUUAUUUUCAAAAGACGUAGUGAUGAUACUGAAAUGUCGGUUCAUUCGC
This is a messenger RNA of Coniophora puteana RWD-64-598 SS2, 615 nucleotides long. RefSeq lists its product as uncharacterized. The annotation marks the transcript as partial. NCBI's taxonomy places the organism in Eukaryota, Fungi, Basidiomycota, Agaricomycetes, Boletales, Coniophoraceae. The transcript has 4 exons. The record is from RefSeq and is a predicted model, not a curated record.